Molecule: messenger RNA, 2512 nt
Organism: Pistacia vera
Lineage: Eukaryota; Viridiplantae; Streptophyta; Magnoliopsida; Sapindales; Anacardiaceae
Exons: 8
Coding region: 478-2181 (567 amino acids)
Biological process (GO): chromatin remodeling
Cellular component (GO): Ino80 complex
Source: RefSeq, a predicted model, not a curated record
GUGACCGAAUCAACAAAAUCUUAAAAUCACACCUUAACAAAAACAAAAAAUAAAACACAGCGGAGUGUGGGUUUGGGUUAGGGCGUGGCACUAGAAAAAAAAUGGAGAACAAGAAGAUAAUUAGUGAUCUUUCCUUUACCUCUCUCAUUCCCAUCAUUGUUACCUAUUCUUCUCUAACCCUGACUCUUAUCUCUAACCCCACUUUUUUCACAUUAACAAAAACUCCCCUCUUUUUUUACAUACCCACCAAACCUAUACCACUCAAUUCUUCUCCCUUUCUCUCUACUUUUCUUCUUUGCCUCUUGUUUCCGUCUCGACCCAGAGUUUCCGUCUCGUUGUCAAGUUUUUUCUUGUUUCUUGACCGAGGGAGAAGCAUUUUCAAACUUUCUACAUUGCAUACUUUCUGCGGUAUUUUUUGGUUACAUGAUCUGAGAAGUAGUGGCAGCACUGUAUCUGGGAUAUAACAAUUUUUGGUUCAUGGAAGAGUUGGGGGGCCAUUGUUUUAAUGGUAUUAAUAAUGCUAUCAAGAAGAAGAGAAGUCAAACUUCUCGCCGACCACGACCUGAUUCCCAAUCUUUUGUUGAAAGUCGUGAUUCAACGCCACCUUCAGAUGAUGUGAGCAAGAUCUCUAGUGAUGAGAACGUUGGGUGUGGUAAUAAAUCUAAGCGGAAAGAGUUCAAUCUCAAUCAAUCUGUUUCUGGGUUUUCUUCUGGUAGUGGAUUUGAAGGUGAGAAACCCCAAAAAAAAGCUAAGAGGGAGGAUGGAGGAUUUAACAUUUUCUACAAUAGUGAAGUGGGGCGAAGUGGUCAUAACAACAAACGUGCUAGUGAAGGUGUCCUUGCCCCUGCUAACUGGAGAAGGAAUGGUGAAAGCCAGAGUCCAGGGCAGUUGGGAGUGAAUUGUGAUGGUUUAGGAAAUGAGAGUAAGGUGAAAAAGGUUAAGCUCAAGGUUGGUGGUGUUACACACACUAUACAGGCCAACUCCACAGCCAAUGGUGUGGCAGGGGGUGGGUCUUCUAAGAAUUCCCAGUCCCCAGAUGACUCCAGACCAAGGCAGAAGCAGAAUCUUCAGGGAAUUUCUGAUGAUAGCCUUUCCCCUCUAGAUAAGAGGUCUGGCCUUCAAGGGAUCCCUUGGAAGGAUUUCUCAAGAGUUGGUUUUAGUUUGGGGAAGGAGGAUCCAUUGACGGGGAAGAGCACUGGAAAGAAUUCCUUUGGGAAAAAAGGAGAUCACUCUGGCACUGUUCGUAAGAGCAAGCGAGUAUCUAAGAGGCGUGCGGUGGAUGGAGAAUUUGAUGAUGAUGAGGAUGACGAGAUUCGAUACCUGGAGAAACUUAAAACUUCAAAGGUUACAUCAGGAUAUAAAGAUGAUGAUGAAGAAUUAGGCAAAAAACAUCGAAAACUUUCUAGAGUGUCAAAUUUGGAAAAUGUUAGCACUUCAAGGUCAGGCAAAGAUGGGAAGAAAAAGUCCAGGCCUGAGAGAGUGCCUGGGGACACUGAUUAUGAAGAGGAAGAAGAGGAGCCAGCGUCUGAUGGCGAGGCUGGUGAUAGAAAGAACAAAAAACAGAAGAAAGAAUCUGUUGAUAUGUUGAUGGAUAAUAAGAGGGAAAUAGCACUGACAACACGUCAAAGGGCACUUCAGUCUAGCAAAGAUACCUCUUCUGCUCCAGGUUCAAGUUUAAUUGAGUUCCCAAAUGGUUUACCACCUGCGCCACCAAGAAAGCAAAAAGAGAAACUUACAGAAGUGGAGCAGCAACUAAAGAAAGCAGAAGCUGCUCAGAGACGAAGAAUGCAAGUUGAGAAGGCUAAUAGGGAAAAUGAGGCUGAGGCUAUUAGAAAAAUACUUGGUCAAGAUUCUGGCAGGGAGAAGCGGAAAGCACAAAAUAAAAAGCGCCAGGAAGCAAUGGCACAGGAGAAGGCUGCGAAUGCACUGAUGCUUGCAUCGAGUACUAUCAGAUGGGUCAUGGGUCCUACUGGGACAGUUGUGACAUUUCCCAAAGAUAUGGGCCUCCCUAGUAUUUUUGAAUCAAAACCCUGCAGUUAUCCUCCUCCACGUGAGAAUUGUGCGGGUCCAUCUUGUACUAACCCAUACAAAUAUCGAGAUUCGAAAUCAAAGCUUCCUCUUUGCAGUCUCCAGUGCUAUAAAGCAGUCCAAGAAAAACUGCAGGCUGAAACUACAUGCUAAUAUUGCCAAGAAUCUUGGUCCUGUCGUGGCACAUGCAGGUAGUACUGCACAUUUAUGUUAGUAAAUCUUUGUUUAGAGGCUGGCAGAAGUUAUUUUUCUUCUAACUUCAUGUAUUUAGAGAGAUUGAUACAAGUAUGGAAUCUCAUUGGCUGUAUAAGCAUUAAACAGCCCAAAUAAACAUCGGUAUACAGCAUAUGCUUGGUGAACUUUGUGUUGCACAUAAAUAAGAGAGAAUUAGAUCAGAGUCUUGUAAUUGAAGGAGCUUUUGUGAAGUUUUUGAUGUAUGGAUAUGGGUGAAUCCUCUGUGUUUUUAUUCGUCAACAUAAAUUGA